Messenger RNA from Laetiporus sulphureus 93-53, 387 nucleotides. RefSeq lists its product as uncharacterized. NCBI's taxonomy places the organism in Eukaryota, Fungi, Basidiomycota, Agaricomycetes, Polyporales, Laetiporaceae. The record is from RefSeq and is a predicted model, not a curated record. The coding region runs from base 1 to 387 and encodes 128 amino acids. The transcript is spliced from 5 exons.
AUGUUGUUAAGAGAUGGUACCAUAUACUUUGGCGUCCUCUUUUUGCUGAGUCUCUCCGACAUUAUUUUGUCAGUCACCAAUACGUUCAGCGACACGACAACGUUUAUCGCGAUCUUGACACCGAUGCUUCUCGCCCGCUUCUUUCUCAACCUGCGCCAGAUUGACAAUUCAGGCCACGACACCGAGAUGUCUUUUCAAGUAGAGUCGCAUCAAGCCUCGAAUCUCCGGUUUGCCGCAAGCAUCUUGGGGAACAUGGGACAGUCGCUUGGGAUCGGUGGGGAAGAGACGGACGGAGAUCUGGACCCAGAGGCGGCGGCGAACGGCUCAAACGAAUCGGAUCCAGACAGUGUCAUGAGGAAGCUUGAAGAGCGCACUGGAAUGCAGUGA